CAUCUUCACCAUCAUCUUCAUAUUAAUCCAACUCGCUACCGGUCUUUGAUCUCAUCCUUUGUCUGUCUCAGCCAUAUACAAAUACCCACAAGCAAGAAUUUACACACACACACACACACAUAUAUAUUUAUGAUGUCAAGAGCAUUUAGUAGUAUAGUUGGGCUUAUGGCUCUUGUAGUUGCUCUGUUUCCUGAAGUAUAUAUUGCCCAAAUAAUAGCAAGAAAACAGUGCUCCCUUUCUUGCGGAGACAUUGUUAACAUCAGCUACCCUUUUCACUUGAAAGGCCAUCCUCGUAGCUGUGGUGACGGUCACCACCAACUGGAUUGUGAGAACAAUCGCACAACUCUGGACUUCUAUGGAGAUAAGUACUAUGUCCAAGAGAUCUCUUAUGAAAAUCGAAGCAUAAGAGUGGUACAUUCCCAAAUAGACAAGGAUCAGUGCUCUUUUCAUGGCAAAUACUUUCCGGACGUGUUCCGUCCUUUCUACCGUUUAUAUAAUCCUGAUGAUUAUAUAUAUGUAGUGAGCUGUCCAAGCCCAGUGAAUUUUUCAAACUACAUAGAUUUCUCUUCUUGCGCCAACAGCAGCAGCACUUCUCCCUAUUUCCGAACCCAAACAAACUCAUCAUCAUAUCUUGUACUUAAUGUUUCAAAUUCAGUGGAAAUCCAUCACUCCUGCACCGUCGAGGGAUGGAUAUCUUCUCCCUAUCCGUCUCCUUCCAUUGAAGGGAUCCCUUGGAACCUCACCAUUUCUGAUAUUAAUCAGGAGUUGCUUCAAGGGUUUCAGCUUGAGUUUUGGGAUUCUGACCAAUUAAAAAACAAGCAGUGCUUCGCUGCUACUUCUUGCGGAGACAAUAUUGUUAAAAUCAGCUACCCUUUUUACUUGAAAGGCCAUCCUCGUAGCUGCGGUGACGGUCUGGCUUGUGAGAACAAUCGCACCACUCUGGACUUGUAG
Messenger RNA from Cornus florida, 951 nucleotides. RefSeq lists its product as uncharacterized. Lineage: Eukaryota; Viridiplantae; Streptophyta; Magnoliopsida; Cornales; Cornaceae. The record is from RefSeq and is a predicted model, not a curated record. The transcript has a single exon. Bases 130 to 951 code for a protein of 273 amino acids. Gene Ontology annotation, molecular function: polysaccharide binding.